This is a messenger RNA of Sphaerulina musiva SO2202, 2405 nucleotides long. RefSeq names its product Ca/Cm-dependent protein kinase A. The record is from RefSeq and is a predicted model, not a curated record. Gene Ontology annotation, molecular function: ATP binding; calcium/calmodulin-dependent protein kinase activity. The transcript is spliced from 5 exons. Lineage: Eukaryota; Fungi; Ascomycota; Dothideomycetes; Mycosphaerellales; Mycosphaerellaceae. The coding region runs from base 418 to 1647 and encodes 409 amino acids. Gene Ontology annotation, biological process: protein phosphorylation; cellular response to oxidative stress.
CCAUGGCAUGUCUCGUCGUCCCAAGUCAUCGUAAGCCGAAGCGAACGAGGCCGUAAGCGUGCACACUCAUACGACGCGACACGAUUCGGGAGCGCAAAGAACAGUAGUGAAUGCUUCGCCCUGUGGACAGCAACAUCGACUGGACGGUGUACCUCUACCUCACUUGCCUAGGUGGGUGACCUUGUUACCGACACUACUGACCACUAAGUUCCCGUCCCAGACAACAUUGAAGGUGUUGAUCGAAGAAGCAGCAUCUGAAACGCCAACCACAACCACAUUACUCGCCUGUAACCGUCCGACAGACCGACAGGCAGCGCAGAGAAAAGACAGCAGGAGAAGCCCGUCGUCGAGAAGGGUCAUCAGCAGGCGCAGCAGAAGAGCAAGGAGCGGCCUGACGCUGCCGCUCGUGUAGACAACAUGUCCCUACAAGGCAUGCUCAACAAGCUACAUGGCCAGCCCGAGAGUUACGAUCGCAAGUCCAAGUACAAAUUCGGGCGAACAUUGGGUGCGGGCACCUAUGGUAUUGUCAAAGAGGCCGAUGGGCCCACGGGAAAGGUCGCGGUCAAGAUUAUCCUAAAGAAGAACGUCAAGGGCAAUGAUCAGAUGGUCUAUGAUGAGUUGGAGAUGCUGCAGACGCUCCAACACCCACACAUUGUCAAGUUUGUCGACUGGUUUGAAUCGAGGGACAAAUACUACAUCGUCACACAAUUGGCCACAGGUGGAGAGCUCUUUGAUCGCAUCUGCGACAAGGGCAAGUUCACAGAAAAGGACGCUUCGCAAACGAUAAAGCAGGUCCUGGAAGCAGUGGACUAUUUGCACUCCAAAGACGUCGUGCAUCGCGAUCUCAAGCCGGAGAACCUGUUAUACCUCACCCGGGAACCAGACUCGGAUCUCGUGCUUGCCGACUUUGGCAUCGCGAAGCACUUGGACAGCCCAGAGGGCGUGCUGAAGACCAUGGCUGGCUCCUUUGGCUAUGCCGCGCCAGAAGUCAUGCUGAAGAGAGGUCAUAGUAAGCCGGUCGACAUGUGGUCACUGGGAGUCAUCACCUAUACACUUCUGUGCGGCUACUCCCCUUUCCGAUCGGAAUCACUGCAGGAUCUUAUCGAAGAGUGCAAGAAUGGACGAGUGGUCUUCCACGAUCGGUAUUGGAAGGAUGUGUCCAAAGAGGCCAAGUCAUUCAUUCUCCGACUGCUGAAGCCGGACCCACCUCAACGAGCGACGAGCAAAGAGGCGCUACAGGAUCCUUGGAUCGCUGGCAAGGUUGCUACCGAUCACAACAUCCUGCCAGAGAUCAAGGCGUACAUGGCCACUGCCAAGCUCAAGAGAGGCAUUGAGCUCGUCAAGCUCGCCAAUCGCAUCGAAGCUCUCAAGCUGCAGGAAGAUGAAGAAGAGGAGGGGCCGAAUGAUGCAGAUGUUCCUGCAGACGCUCUCGCUGCGGCCGAUCAAGCUGCACAUGCUCACUCGAGAACUGGCAGUGCCGCUUCUUCAGGUUUGGCAGUACCUGCCGGAGAGCCGCACAGGAAGCGAAGUCUUAGUAAAUUGGCGAAGAGUGCGAUCUUCAGAGAGGUCGUGCUCGCAAAAGUGCGCGAAAUGAAGGCCGAGGAGGAGAAGACCAAGACAUUAAAAGCUGCCACCUCGAAGCAGUGAACCCACAAUCAUCUCACUAGUGGCAGCUCGGUAACAGGUGGGCUCGGCAGACUGGAAGAGACGAGGAGCGGCUUGGAGUAGUCGGAAAUGGUCUUUAUGGAUGAUUAGAAGGAGUGGAAAUUGGCUGGGAACCAUUUUUUCAGCAUGAGCAUGAAUACUUCAGAACCCAUCACGACAUGAUCAUAGCAUCAGCAUUGUUUCUUUGUAACUCGCCAUACAGCGACAGUACCAGCUGUUUAGCAUCAAUAUUCCGCCUGGCUUACUCACGGAGCUCUCCAUCCUUCUCGCCAAUUUCCUCUUCGGACCAUUUUCAGCUUCAUAAUCAUCAUGCAUGAUGCGUCCUACAACGUCUUGCCCUUUCCACUCAUGUACCCAUUCCCAAAAGCCAACAAUCCCACUGUCGCCAGCACCGACAAUCCCGUCGGCAGCGGCUUGAAUCCACCUUUGAUCGCCCUGGGAAUGCUCGACCCCGCCAGGACGACGGAGGCGAGGAGUGCUGAUUCGAUUCCGUAGGAUGCGCGGUUCGAGAGACGAUAGCCGCCGAGAAGGUAGAGUGCCCCGACGGUACAGCCUGCUGUUACGGAUGGGAUGGACCCUGUACGGACGUAGCCGGUGAUUCCGCCCAUGGAGGUCAGGAGGCCGAGGAUUAUGGAGAGGGUUGAGAGGGACAUUUUGUUGGUGGUUUGAGUAGUUUGUGGAAUGGUGGGCUUGGUACUGCUGGACAUUGGCGUGUGGUAGGCAAAGAGAGAGAGAGAGAC